Calliphora vicina (urban bluebottle blowfly) is the source of this 963-nucleotide messenger RNA. RefSeq names its product galla-1 (gene galla-1). The transcript has 4 exons. The record is from RefSeq and is a predicted model, not a curated record. Bases 222 to 791 code for a protein of 189 amino acids. NCBI's taxonomy places the organism in Eukaryota, Metazoa, Arthropoda, Insecta, Diptera, Calliphoridae.
UCAUUAAUAUAUCAGAAAAAGAAACUAUUUAAAAUUACAUAAUACUAUUAAAUACAAAAGAAAACAUUUAUUAAAGAUUUUUACAUUUAUAUAAUGUAAAAAAUAACCAACAGAACACACAAGAAAGCCAAAAUAGAAAAAUAAGUUAAGCCCCCCGUCAGAAAUAGAGAUAAGAAAACACUCAAUUUAUUAGAUUACUUUGGGUCUACUAUACUAUCAAUAUGUUGUCUUAUAUCAAACGUAAAUUAUCAGAAUCGGACUCUACAACUAACUCAAACGCCGAUGCCCAGUUAGUGCGUAAAACUUCACAAAUGUCUUUGGGUGCGGGUGUGAACGGCGAUUGUGAUGAUGCCAUUGCAAUUGGUGAGGACGCCUUAUUGCAUGAGUUGGGCUAUAAGAAUGCCAACGAUUUACAAGAGACUGUUUAUGACUGUUUAAGAACCAUUAGAGAUCCUGAAAAACCAGCUACUUUGGAGGAUUUAAAUGUUAUAUAUGAAGAUGGUAUAUUUGUAAUGACACCAACAAAGUCAAAUGUUUCAGUGGUUCGCAUUGAAUUUAAUCCUACGGUGCCUCAUUGUUCCUUAGCGACCUUGAUUGGCCUGUGUAUACGCGUUAAAGUUGAAAGAAGUCUGCCUCACAACAUCAAAUUAGAUAUUUUCAUUAAAAAGGGCACUCACAAUACGGAAGAAGAAAUCAACAAACAGAUUAAUGAUAAAGAAAGAAUAGCUGCUGCUAUGGAAAAUCCUAAUCUCAGAGAUCUGGUUGAAAAUUGUAUUAAAGAAGAAGAGUAAUAUAAUCGAAUCGAAUCUUAUUUUGUAUACAUCAUAUAUAUUAGUAUUUAAGUUUAUUAAACAAUGGAAAAAGUGUUAAGACUCGGAAAUAAAUUUUGUAUGUAAAGGUUUUUGUUUACUGUUACAAUAAAUAAUAUACAUAAUUGAUAUUAAAAUACUUAAACAAUUAAAA